Exaiptasia diaphana is the source of this 1275-nucleotide messenger RNA. RefSeq names its product protein FAM166B. The transcript is spliced from 4 exons. Lineage: Eukaryota; Metazoa; Cnidaria; Anthozoa; Actiniaria; Aiptasiidae. The record is from RefSeq and is a predicted model, not a curated record. The coding region runs from base 72 to 977 and encodes 301 amino acids.
GCAACUACCAUACGAAUCAACAACACUCGGUCUUCUUACUCAACAAGGAAGGAAGGAUACGGUUUAUCAAGAUGGAUAAGAAGAAAAAAUCGACCUUAAUGACACCAGAUCCGUACCAUAUCCCAGGAUAUUGCGGCUACUGUCCGCAAUUUAAGUACCAGAUUGGAGAGACAUUUGGACAGACUACUUCUACWCUUCUCACGAGUCCAAUUGAAACUGUUGCAAGCUCUGGGAAGCCCGUUCUGGCUGAGAUCGAAGCAGAAAAACCACGCAAGUUUGACGACAGAAGAGAYGUGAUUGCAACUCGGACAUUUAGUCUUGGAGACCAAAAACUCACMGACAARAUGGUGCCWGGCUAUACUGGUUAUAUUCCCAAGUCUGAGCACUACUUUGGCAAUUCCUACGCCGAAACAUCACGAAGUGCGAUUGCCAGUUUCCAAAAAGAUCAAGUCGGACAUCACAAGAAAACGACAGAUCUCCGAACGAUUGCCGACCUUCAACAAGGCAAACAGGUUCUUCCGGGACUGAUGUCGGAAAGCACUCGUGUUGCGUCGAAAUAUAAAGUUCCCUUGAAGCCAAUAGGAGUGCCUCAACAGUAUUACUCCAAAAAAGCAAUGCAACACUCGCUGUCUCCUUUCGCUUUGAGCAACGGUGAUCCAAAGAAAUUCUUAAUGUCCGGUUAUACGGGAUUUGUACCGCUGUACCGGGGAUGCAUGGGUCUGGGGUUUCCUGCUCUUACUAAUAAAGCCUUGUGCGAAUUCACCGACGAAACAACCAGGUUGAAGUCAAUUGAAAACCAACCAGUUGUUGUACGUAGACCUAAAGUGAAACCAGUAAAGAUAAGUACCAUCUACGAGAUGAAGCCAGGAACAGGGCUGGUACCACACUACACAGGACAUGUACCCGGAGAAAAAUUCCGUUAUGGGAUGACGUUUGGAUACAGUACCCAGCAUGCACAGCACGCUUUGAAAACCUAACCGAGUGAACCUGGGACCCAGAAGAACUUGGUCUAUUGCAUGAGGACGUCAUAACCACCCGACUCUACUGACUUGUGUAACGAGUAACAACCAGCAAAUKAAUUUUCUAUGGAAAUAAGAGUGGCCUGUAUAGUUUUAUAGAUAAAAACCUAACCUAUAUAUAUCAAUAGAGGUGUGACAGUAGUAGUAUCAUAGUUUAUAGUGUUUACCAGAACUUGUCUCGAAUUUCAAAUACUCAAACGGUCUCACUGAAAGUUUCUAUGUAAUUCAUGAAAACAUGUGCGCGCAUGGUUGAAAA